AUGGAAAGGAUACACGUGAUCUCAGGAGGAGAAAAUUUAGUAGGCGAUUCCUUUUUUACCAGAAAAGCGUAUGCGCGACAGGCGCUGUGCGUAGACUCAGUGGCGAAGGUUCAAGAAGACAAAGACCCCAUUAUUUUCACACCUAAGGACCAAGGGGAUGUGCUGCUCCCUCACAAUGAUCCCUUGGUUAUCUCUGUCGUUAUUGCUAAGCACCCCAUUGAAAGAAUACUGGUGGAUAGCGAAAGGUCUGCUAAUCUGUUAUAUUGGAACUGCUUCGAGAAGAUGCAUAUUGCCCAUGACCGACUAAAGAUAGUCACUUCACCUCUGUAUAGCUUCACAGGAGAAGUGGUGCCAGUGGUCGAAUCGGUCCAACUGCCCAUUACACUCGGGGAUUACCCUCAAGUGAUCACUCGACAAGUUAAUUUCAUGAUAGUCAAGACAUUUUCUCCUGCCUACAACGUGAUCCUGGGACGUUCCCUCAUUAAUGCUAUGAGAGCCACCAUUUCCCCUGGAUAUUUGCUGAUGAAAUUCCCCACGCCAUUGGGGGUAGGCCAGGUAAAAGGAAAUCAAAAACAAGCCAAGGUUCGGAGAAAGAAGAGGUCAUCAGAUGCCUACGAUCCUAUGCGGACAUAUUCGCUUGGAUACCCGCCAACAUGCCUGGGAUAUGGAAUUAAUCCAGAGAUCAUAUCCCAUAAACUGAAUGUCCGUUCGGAAGCUCAGCCGAUCAUGCAGAAGAAAAUACACAUCGCCCCCGAGAGGUUGAGGUACUUGGAAGAAGAAGUAGAUAAAUUCCUUGAGGCGGGAUUCAUUAGAGAUGUCCAAUACCCCGAGUGGCUAGCGAAUGUCAUCAUGGUUCCUAAGACCAAUGAGAAAUGGCGAGUAUGCAUCGAUUUUACCAACUUGAACAAGGCUUGCCCAAAUGACUCCUACCCAGUCCCUCGGAUAGACAGGCUGGUUGAUGAUACUUACGGAUAUGCGGUUUUGAGCUUCUUGGAUGCCUUAUCAGGUUAUCACCAUAUCAAUAUGUAUCCACUUGACGCUGAGAAAACGACCUUCAUCACACAAAAAGAAGAUGUACUGUUGCCAAGUGAUGCCUUUUGGCUUAAAGAAUGCAAGGGCCACAUAUCAACGAAUGGUCAAUAA
Diospyros lotus (date-plum) is the source of this 1143-nucleotide messenger RNA. RefSeq lists its product as uncharacterized. The record is from RefSeq and is a predicted model, not a curated record. Lineage: Eukaryota; Viridiplantae; Streptophyta; Magnoliopsida; Ericales; Ebenaceae. The coding region runs from base 1 to 1143 and encodes 380 amino acids. The transcript has 2 exons.